Molecule: messenger RNA, 3257 nt
Organism: Xenia sp. Carnegie-2017
Lineage: Eukaryota; Metazoa; Cnidaria; Anthozoa; Malacalcyonacea; Xeniidae
Exons: 3
Molecular function (GO): S-adenosylmethionine-dependent methyltransferase activity
Source: RefSeq, a predicted model, not a curated record
CGCUCAGCACGAGUACACGCGAUAUUAAAGGAUGUCCCACUAAUUUAUAACAAAAAUUGUGAAAUUAAUACCCAACAUGCCUAUAUUGAAAAAUUUUGUAUAUCUCUUCAUAGGUAAAGUUGAUAUAUUUAAGCCUAUAUGAUCAGGGGUUUUUGUCAUUGAGUUCUAUAGAGUUAUUAUAGAACUCAAUGGUUUUUGUGCAUUGGUUUUGUGGGUAGCCGCUGCGCUUGCGCGUUCUUCUGUCCGUCGUAAUCGUCGGUGAUAGUCGGAUAUACGAACGAUGGCGAACGAUAUAAGUAAUUGCGUUGAAAAGCACGAAAAAAGCGCAAAUCUGGCCGUUGACUGAAUACGGAAAUUUUUGAAUACGCUUUCAGACUGUAUAUUUCUGAAAACGUUGUCUGAGUUGAAUACGUGUUCAUUGGCAAUCAGUUGCAGUCUCCUCAAAUAUAUACAGUGACCAUUGACGAUGACCGUUGACAUCAAAACUAGGCUCCAGGCUAUAAACCUCGUGAUUUGUGCUCUUUCUUUCAUACUUGUCACUCAUUGGUAUCAGACCAUAUCAGACUUUAUUUCAGUGAUUGCACAGUUCAAGUCAUAUACUUUUCUCCUAUAUAAUAUUUUAUGGACGUUGAGAAAAAUUUGCUAUCCAGUGGAUAACGCUAUCCAGGCUUCGUGCAACCGGCCCCUGGUAUUUUGGCGAUUUAACGUUUCGUGUGGACCUUUGCGUCAGUGAUUGUGUGGACCAGUAAAUGCGAUUUAGAAAUUUGAAAACGAUACGCCUGUUGUGGACGCAUUUUUUGUUAAAAAAACGGGAAAAAAUCUUCGCAUUUUAAAAAAUCCUGAAAUACAUGUGAAAAAGGCCGGAGUUUCAUCAUCACUGUUCAAGGAGACUUAGGACUUAGCGGUAUUAAGACUGAAGUUAAUAGGAUUUUUAACGAUCAUUUCAUUCAAAUCCUAAUGGAAAAUGUUAACGAUGCUGCUAAGUCAUGGUCUGAACCGCGAAACCACUAGUUUGUACGAAAAGACUCGUCCAGAUUACAAUCUGGAUUCGGUGAAAUAUCUUUUGGAAAAAGUAGGCGCUUUAAAGAAACAUUCUGGUCCUGAACCUUUCACCAUUGUUGAACUUGGUGCAGGUACUGGCAAAUUUACAAGAGCCGUUCUCAAAGUGUUGAAACAACAUAGUGUCGAAAAUUUAAAAAUCAUCGCGACGGAACCAAUAUAGUCAAUGUGUGAUAAAUUCAAAGAAAUGGUACCUGAAGUUGAAAUAAUACAAUGCUCUGCAAGUGAUUUAUCAGGUUUGCCAAAUAAAUGUACAGCAGAUGCAGUUUUAGCAGCACAAUGCUUUCACUGGUUUGGAAUGGAGGGAAGAGCCCUUGAUGAGAUUCAUCAAUUAAUUAAACCUCAGGGUACUUUGGGUAUAAUCUGGAAUUUACCAGAUCGUUCAGUUUCUUGGAUCAAGACUUUUGAGGAGUGGCUUGAUCCUAAAUUUGAGGCGACUAAACUUCCUCGUCCGGCAGAUGCUGUCAUGUUUGUUCCCUUACGAAAUCAUGGAGGUUUUGAUAAUGAGCUUAUUGAUGAAACAACAUUUAAGUAUUCUAUGGAUUUUGACAUGAAAAGCUUGAUUAAUCGUUAUGAAUCCAACAGUGUAUGAGCGAGAAAUUAGACGGUAUUCCACCAUCACAUGUUGUCAACAUUGAAACAAAUAUGGCGAUAAGUUGUUUGUUUUAUUUUUCAUCCUUGAAAAGUUUCUUGUACAGCUACAGGAGCGAUGCACUAGGACUUAUAAGUGAAGAUUUUAAAUCGGAUGUGAAGAAAUUCAUGGAUAUAAAAUUUGAAAAAACUCAGAGCAACAUAACUUGGGUUUUUUCCCUGAUACAAAAUGGGUCGUUUCCUCGGACGGUUCCAAGUUUAGUUGCAAGUUCAGCGUUCUUUUGUCGUCUUUCACAUAUUAUUAUCCACUUUGCUGUGAUUAUUUUUGCCACCCCAAAACAUAAGGUCGGUCACUUACCCAAACCGUUAUAUUGCAUAAACUGUGAAGACGCUUGCCCCUCUGAUAUUUAGUUUUUCCCAGACGGAAAGAGAAUUGCCGUCACUGUUUGUAUAGAUCCUGAAUUUCCCAUUUAUUAUUUGGAUUGUUUUUGGUUUCGUGUGUACAAACUACCACAUGGUUUGUGGAACGUAGAAGAAUCUUUAAAAGACGGACCAGACCAGUGGAUCUAUCUUAAAGUUGAAUUUAAUGGAGUUGAUUGCAUGAAGUUAGGUUGCCUUUUUUCUAGAUACGAUUUUAAGUCGUAUAAACGUGACUUUCAAGUGACAAAAGAAAGAAAAGAAUGUGGGAAUGAAGGUGGUGUCAAGGAGUAUUUAGAUUUGCAGAUGAUGGAUCAUGAUGAUGGCUUUCGUUGUUUGGCUAUGUCUCCUGAUGCCAGCCGUCUCUUAGCAGGAAGCUUUGAUAGUGAACUGUUGUAUUUUGAUGCUGACAGUUUAAAACUGCUGCAUCGUGUUCGUGUUUAUGAUUAUUGUACAACAAUUGACAGUUGCUGUUACAAUCCAGCGUUUGACCAUAAGGAAUUUGCAAUAUGUGAUCUUUACGGGCUGUUUUGCGUGUUGCGGGUCAUAAGUCUUUCUGACAAUUCUGAUAAUUUUCAUUUAGCCCAUAGCAUAAGAUUUACUGUUUACCCACAACAUCACAAUUACUAUAGUUGGCUAAAUUGUAUAAGUUAUUCUCCUGACGGGAAACAUAUUGCUGUUACUGUAGCUUGUCCUAUUGAUUACAUUGUUAAGACGUUCAUUAUUGGCUCACGUUCUGGUGAAAUUUGUUACACGUUGGAUUGCGUGGAUGAACCAGAUCGACAGUGUUCGAAAACUGAGUGUCUGACCUCGUUCUUUGGUAAUUUGUGUCAAGUUGCUUCAGUUACAAGUGUUCAUCCUCGCGUUUUUUUCUGGAAGUUACCUGUUGUCUACGAUUUAAAAACAUUGUGUUUACUCAAAAUCAAAGCGUUUGUGUCUUAUAAUAACGUUGAAAAACUCAACAUACCUUUUUGUUUAAAGCAAGAGUUGAAGUAUAUUUAUUCUUAAUGUACUUUAAAAAGUCAAUAAAUAACAAUAUUCCGUUGAGCGUUCUAUCGCAACAGUGAUGUUUAAAACUGGACUUCUAUUGGUUAUAUAAGUUGUAAACUUGUGCACUUAUUGACACAACGAGAUAUAGAAAAUCACAAUUAUACUAUUAAAUAUUAAAUUAUUAUACAAUGUUGGUUCAA